GCGACAACCAGCCCCAGCAUAGGCAGCGCCUGAGCUAGGGCGACUGCAACUUGCUGCAUUUAUACAGGCUAGUGCUUUGGCCGCGCCCCCGGAGAGGAAGCCCCUGGCCCAGUUCCGCCUCAGCUCCCCCUCAGCACCGCUCCCCGCGCGGGUGGCGCGCUCCCCCCAGCAACUCGCCCCGCCCCCAGCGGGCAUUCUAUUACAUGUACGGGGGGCGAGGCGCGAGGCUCAAUCUCGGCGCGAGCGGGCGGCGCCAUGGAGCUAACGGCCCCGCCGCGGCCCUGGGCCUUCCUCUCGCUGGCGGCCGCGGCGCUGCUGCUGCCCGGGCCGGCGGCUGGAAGUCCUUGCUUUUUGGACAAGACUCACCUUAUAAAGAAAGGAGCUGCACGCUUGAAGCGAGAAAAUAUAGAUAGAAUUCAUGACUCAGUGGCCUUUUUUGAAACUGGUGGAGUCACAUCUAUUCCAGAUGCUCCACAAAUUUCUCAUCAAAUACUUGGAAUAGAAGGAUCAACUGUUCCAGUGUAUGUUCUCAUUAAUUCCAAAGACUUAAUUCUUAAGUGUUUGACUCAAAAGCUGUUAAAGCAGAGAAUCAUUGAUCCAAAAUAUCAGUGGGUUGGUCCCAUAGGAUUGAUAACCAAAGAAUCACAAAGAUUUGUUUUAACUGAUGAUGGUAGCCUGGAAAUUUAUAAUAUUCAUGGAAGUGACACUGGAAGUUACAGUUGCAAUGUCAUCUAUGUACAUAACAAUAAACAUGUGACAACAGAAAUCCGUUUCAUGGUCUAUGUAUAUCAUAAGCCAGGGAAAAGUAUACAUCUGUCAUCUGAAUUCAAAACAGAAACCUGUGAAACCACUGCAGUCGCUUCAUUUGAAAAACAACUACUAGAAAAUAUGGAGAACUUAAUCCGUGAUCUUCAAUGUGAGAUCCGGCAGUGGAACACACAAUGCCAUGCAGCUACAGAUACUAUGGCGAUGCUAACACACAAACUUACAUUUCAGUUUGUGGUUUUUCCUUUUGCACUGGCAUUUGCAGAGCCCUGUAAAAGUUCAAAAUAUGAAAACUCCACCAAUUACAUCAAAAAGGCAUAUACUAGGAUUAAACAAUUCUUUGAAGUCCAAAAUACUGAAUCAGAUCACAUUCACCAGAUACAUUAUAUUUCUGGCUCCCUUACUGGUAAGAAGGUGGAUCACUGCAAACCAGGAUUUGGUAAAAAUAUAAACAACAGUACACUGUGUCCAGGAUGCUGUGUAACAUGCCCACCGGGUCGAUUCAGUGCAAGAUAUGAUACUACAUGUAUUCUCUGUGCAUCUGGGUCCUAUAAUAAAAAGUACGGGCAGACUGCAUGCAAAAACUGUCCAAAAACACAAACUAGUGAUAGAAGAGGAGCCAAAACAGAAAGAGAGUGUCACGGAACUCUGCAAAUCUGGAUUGUGUUCUUAAUUUCCUCCUUAGGAACAAGCCUUAUCCUAGUGACAUCUUGGGGAAUAAUACAUAAAUGCUGUAGAAGAACAUUAGCAGCUCGAUAUAUAGAGGAAGCUGAAUCUGAACUUAAAACCAGACUGAAAACAUUUGCCAAUAUUGCAAGUGAUGCGGAGAUUGAAGAGCAAAGAAGUAAACUAAGAAACCCAGACAGAUAUGAGAGAAAGAAUCUGCCAAAAUAUAAAGUUGGGUUUAUAGAGGAAGAGUCCAUAGGAUUAUUAAGCAAUGAUGGCAUAACAGAGACAUCAACACCUGUUGGUUCAAAUCCAUCUCCUGACCAUACAUGGCCAAGUGAAGUAGAAACAAGCUUUGAGGAAGGCAGAUCACAGGGUACUUUGGGAGGAGAAGAAAUCCACUGUGUUUCAACAGGACUGGUUUCUAAUCCACAAAAGUUUAACACAAUGAAUCACAAAUUGUCUUAACUUCUCUAUAUGAUGUAGGGUGAAUUGUAAAACAAAGUCUUGAUCAUCUGUUGAAGAAUGUGGGGUUAAGGACCCUUAUAAAAAUAUUCAUGUCCAUAAGGAUAUUGCAUUAUCUUAAGAGUUCUCACAGUUAUUUGUUAUCUAUUUUAUAGUGGUGUUUUCUGGCAGCUGGAAAAGCAAAAGCUGUUUAAAAGAUCAGCAUUCUCCUUCAGGCAGACAAUUCUCCUUAAAUAUGUGUAGCACUUACCAGUUUUUGGAGCUCCAUUCUGCUGAAGCAUAAUGAACCUUCCCUCCACUGCAGAAGCAUUAAAUACUUUCUACAGAUGUGCGUUAACAUAUAUUUUAUUGUUUUUUCAUAUGCAAGCUAUUCAGCUGUUUGAUAAUGGCUCCAAAUUAAUUAAAUUUCUUACUUUCUAAGAAUUCCACAGAACCAAAAUAGAAGCUAAACAUUAACUGAUAUAAUUUGAUGUGAUACAAUACUGUCAUGUUACAUUUUUCAUAAGCUCAGUGCAAACUUCAUACAACUAAGAGUACAGUAUUUUAAUAGUGCUACAUGCUUUGCAGUGUGUAUUAUGCUCAGAAUAAAUUUAGAGAAAUUUAAAACUCACAUGUUAUGCCUGUUCAAAACUGAAGUUCAUGUGAACAAAAAAAGGUAUUGGGACUUUAGCCAGAAGGAAAUCCACUGGAUGGUUUCAGUAUUAUGAAGAUGGGAAAUGUCUUGGUCUAUUAAUUUAUAUAAUAAAAACCAAGAAUUUGAAAACAAAAUUCGGAACAGACAUCCUAAUAGUUCUUCGUAUUCAUUUAAUAUCAUUUGAUAAUUUUCACAAUGAGCUAAAUAUUCAAAAUACUGCAUAACUGUUGUGUAGCUAAAAUCAGUUUUUAAUCCAUGGAAACCUAGAAGUUCCCAUUAAACAUGCCCUCUAUGCCAAAAAAUAAAUUAAAAUUAAGAACCUUUUGUCUCCUCACCAUUCCAUCAACAGUCAAACUGAUGACAUAUAACUGACAUACCAGGUAUGCAACUUAAAUAUAAAAAUAUUCUCUUUCAGCUUGAAUUGAUUCCAUAAUUUGCAUACGAAUGUCCAGUUUCAAAUAUAUUUGGAUGCCCAUAAUUUCAAAACAGGAAGCACAGAAAGUAAGCUGCCUCCAUGUAUUAUAACAAUAGCAGUAGACUUCAAUGUGUUAGCCAAACAUAAGGAGCAGACAAAUAUUGGAACCCCUUUUUCCAAACAGUUUUAAAACUGGGGUGAGUCACACACAUUGGGCUCUGCAAUGACUCAGUCAGACCUACCCUUGGAGAGAUGGGAGAAGAAGCAUGAAACAAGGAAUGGAUCCUGGAGACAUACCUGUGCAGUGGAUGAGCAGGUAUAAUGCCUCAGAGGUGGUUGGCGGGUCAACAUGGAUUGUUGUUAAACCUGUUCUACAGAUGUAGCCUGCAUUCAUUCAUCCCAGUGAGGGAACAGGUGAAGUGCACAGAGCUACCUUUUAGGGGUACAAAUAAACUUUUCAAAGAAAAUGGGUGUGGGUAAAGUCAAAUCCAGCAGAGCAAAAAUAAAUUAUUGAAUCCCACAAGUACGGCAGACUAGAUUACCUAAAAAUGAAAAAUAUGUAGUUGAAACAAUGCUUUUCCUGAUCCAGAUGGAAGAAGCAGCUUUGCAGUCUAAUCUUCAAGCAGGAAGCACCUAGGCAAAGAACUUAACGAUACAUAACUUUGCUCAUGUAACCUGUUCCAUUCCAUUCUUAAACAGUGGCCAACAGGCUUGUUGAAACCCUUAAAAUAGCAGUUUGAGAGUGUUAAAAAUAUGAACUUAAGAAAUGAUUCCAAGGAGAAUCUGUCUCCAAGAAAGUUACAACUUGAUAUACAGCGGCAAAAGCAAGGCCUGCAUAAAUGUCAAAAGAUCAGUAGGUAUAUAUAGGCAAUACAUUUGGAGAACGCCAUUUGCUAGUUAACCUUCCUUUUCCCACCAAGAAAUGUCUAUGCAGAUCCCCAGUGUAGGACACUGACAAUACAAUAAGUCAGGAAGAUGACUGAAAAGUACUCAGUUAAAAAAAUUAUUGAAGCACCAUUCUCCUGAACCAAGCAUUAGCGCUAACUCCAACUUUGAGCCGUGGAGCUUGCUCCAAACACCAGAAAAUAAUGUUUUGUGAAUGUGUCAAUUGAGUCGCAUCAGCCAAACAAUGGGAAGUUUCCAGUUUCUCUUGUUUUUCAAUUUUGCCUUAUGUGGGUCCAGUUCUUUAUUUGACCAAACUGGAUUUCCACUGACAUUGUGAUAAAAGUGUCAUCAACCUGUAACUUGUCAAGCUCACCUGAAACCCAUAUUUACAGUCUCCAGAUAGUACACUUUUUUCUUUCCCUGAAGGAGUCAAAAGGCUUGUAAGAGUCUAGGAAAUCUUCCACCAAGUAGUAAUAUGCUUUUAAAAUAAGUAUUUCCUUGUUUUGAUCCAACAGUGUGGGGGAAUAGCCUAAGACCUUGUAGUUUCCUAGGAGUCUGACCAUCUGUUGUUCUUCAAGAUUUCAGAAUCUUCAGCCUCAGUGAACAUGUACUGAGAUGGUAUGCUGAGCUGUUUACUCUCUAUCUAUUCAAAGAUCUUCAGUAUUUGCUCAUCCAACACACACUUUUAAAAAGGUGCAUUAUACAAACUAUGAUUUGUGAACUGACUUGACUUCUGCUCUUACCAGAUUGAAUCUCUGGGGGUAUGUUUUCUGCACUCUGUCUCAUUGAAGACUCUUUUCUUCAUGGCUAUAAAAUCAUACAAGUGCCACACAUGCUAUCCCACAAGGAAAAGAUGGUUUUAAGGCCUCAUCCAAAUUAUUUUUUUAAAAAGUGGUAAAUAGAUUUUCAUAUAUAUUAUAUAACUCCCCAUUUUUCUGUAGACCCCAUGAUCUGCUGAAGCAAGAUUAUAUAGGCUAGAUGUUGAAAGGUUAUUUCCUCAUUUAUUUGUUAACAGCUAAGGCAUUCAAAGAAAUCUUCCCAACUGUUUGCAGCUUUUGGUGAGAAGUCUAAAGUCCGAAGCCUUUUUAGUUCAAAAUCUUGUCAUGCAUACUAUGCAGUUAUCAACACACUGGAAGACUCCCAGAACCAAAUGGAUUAACAGCAUGUUCUACAAAAGAACGACUGCAACUGUUGUUUGCAUCAAGAGUAUAUUUAUCUAUAGCUAUAUCUCUUUAUCAGUCUUUCCAGUGAAAUUUGGUGGGCACACUCAAGCAGAUUGCCUUCACGUGCAUCCAAUUGCCAGAAGUAUGUUGAAAUUUGCACUGAGCAAGAGGGUACUUUAAUCAAAAUAUAGCAUGCUCUUUUCACAGCAGACUGUACAAAGAGGACAUACACUUAUAAAAGCACUUGGAGGAGGUUUCAGAGAGACAUGUCAGAUUAUAAAAUGAAGUCAAUGGGACUAUGCAGGUGUAAGAGCCUGACUGUGUCAAUUUGCUUUGCAGAACUACACCCAAACAUUUUAGUUAAUUCUAUCUUUGAUCUUUGUGCAGAUCUCCAGCUGAUAGCUGGAAGAUCAUCUGUGGAUUGAGGAUUAUAUCUGACUGUAAUUUUGCAAACCUGGAACAUAACAACAAAACAACAAAUGUAAUUCAGCUCUCUCCACGAAAUGAGUUUGACACUCCUGGUAUAAGGCGAAUACAAAAUGUUUAGAGACCAAUAGAGAGACUAUACAAAACUACUGUAAGAAUGGUAACUUGAAAUUUACUUACUUUGGCAAGUUUUAAAAUCUAAAGAUUGCAUAAAUGUGUAUUUUUGCAUUUAAUUUUUUCUAGGUGCUAUAUCUGAAAGCAAACAAAAACACACUGAAAUAUGUGGAGGGUUUUAUAAAAUUGCAUAUAUAUUUUUAAGUAUACAUGAGAAAAUAGACGAUCUUUUUAUUAAAAUAAAAAAAGCUUUGAUACAUUUGCACUGAAAAUAUUUUUAACAGAAAAUAAUUGCUACAAACAUGCUACAGUAACAAACAAAAUGUCCAAAAAAUUUUCAAUGCCUUCUUUUAAAGUUCAAUAUUUUGGCAAAAAAGUUUUUCUGUAAAAACUUCAAAAGUUGGCUACUAUAAUACUGAUACAAAACACUUCAUGUAGAUUAAGUUCAUGUGCAUAAAACACAAUAACUUUUAAUGUAUUGUUUGUAUAAAACCAACAUAUUUAAAGUGUAAAUUUCAUUAGAUAACAUGCAAAUACUGCAAUAUUUAAAAUGGCACUUAUAAAUAGAGGCUUUAUAAUUUUG
This is a messenger RNA of Dermochelys coriacea (leatherback sea turtle), 6116 nucleotides long. RefSeq names its product zona pellucida-binding protein 1-like. The transcript is spliced from 10 exons. The record is from RefSeq and is a predicted model, not a curated record. Gene Ontology annotation, cellular component: extracellular region; acrosomal vesicle; zona pellucida receptor complex. Gene Ontology annotation, biological process: binding of sperm to zona pellucida; acrosome assembly. Lineage: Eukaryota; Metazoa; Chordata; Testudines; Dermochelyidae. Bases 256 to 1899 code for a protein of 547 amino acids.